This is a messenger RNA of Terrapene triunguis (Three-toed box turtle), 2182 nucleotides long. RefSeq names its product WW domain binding protein 11 (gene WBP11). Gene Ontology annotation, biological process: mRNA cis splicing, via spliceosome. The coding region runs from base 195 to 2120 and encodes 641 amino acids. The record is from RefSeq and is a predicted model, not a curated record. NCBI's taxonomy places the organism in Eukaryota, Metazoa, Chordata, Testudines, Emydidae. The transcript has 12 exons. Gene Ontology annotation, cellular component: spliceosomal complex.
UUCCGGGGCGGAAGUGGCGCGCGCGUCCCGCCCGCGACCAUUGACGAUGGCGGCGAGGCCGAGGAGGCGAGGAGCCGAGGGGACAGCGUAGAAACCGCCGCCCCGCAGCGAGGCAGAGGAGCUCGGCUCCCGCCCUUCAGAGGGGUGUCUUUUUUUUCCCCAUUUUAUUGAAGCAGUAAAAAAAAUUGGUCAAAAUGGGGCGGAGAUCAACAUCCUCCACCAAGAGUGGGAAGUUCAUGAACCCUACAGACCAGGCCCGAAAGGAGGCCCGGAAGAGGGAGCUGAAGAAGAACAAGAAGCAGCGGAUGAUGGUACGAGCAGCUGUACUUAAGAUGAAAGAUCCCAAACAGAUCAUUCGGGACAUGGAAAAAUUGGAUGAGAUGGAGUUUAACCCAGUACAGCAGCCACAACUUAAUGAGAAGGUGCUGAAGGACAAGCGUAAGAAGCUGCGUGAGACCUUUGAGCGAAUUCUGCGGCUGUACGAGAAGGAGAAUCCUGACAUCUACAAAGAACUGCGCAAGCUGGAAGUGGAGUAUGAGCAGAAGAGAUCGCAGCUCAGCCAAUACUUCGAUGCUGUCAAGAAUGCACAACAUGUUGAAGUGGAGAGUAUACCUCUGCCAGACAUGCCUCAUGCUCCCUCCAACAUCCUUAUACAGGACAUCCCCCUACCGGGGGCUCAACCACCUUCUAUCCUCAAGAAAACAUCAGCCUAUGGCCCUCCAGUCCGGCCCAUUUCUGUACUUCCACCUCCCGGACUUGGUGUUCCACGGUUACCCCCAGGUCGGAAGCCCCCUGGACCUCCUCCAGGGCCUCCCCCACCUCAAGUCCUACAGAUGUAUGGCCGUAAAGUAGGCUUCACUUUAGAGAUGGCACCUUGGAGGCGAGAGGAAGAGAUUUCUUACAGUCCUGACAUAGGUCAGCGAGGGCACGAUGAUGAUGCCUCCAGUACCAGUGAAGAUGAAGGGUAUCCUGAGGACAUGGAUCAAGACAGGCAUGAUGACAGUAGUGAUGACAGUGAUAGUGACAGAUCAGAUGCAGACAGCGAAGGCGAUGAAUUCCUGCAUCGUGACAAUGACAAUGAAAGGGAGGGUGAAGACAAGAAAUCAGGGCUUAGUGUGCGGUUUGCUGACAUGCCUGGGAAGUCACGGAAAAAGAAAAAGAACAUGAAGGAACUGACUCCACUUCAGGCCAUGAUGUUGCGAAUGGCAGGUCAGGAAAUCCCCGAGGAGGGGCGAGAAGUGGAGGAAUAUUCAGAAGAGGAGGAAGAGGAGGAUGAAGAUGAUUCUGAGUCUGAAGAGACACCACAGCAGCAACACAAGGAGGAGUCGCGUACAGAGACUGGGUCAUCUACUACCCCCUCUCAGCCACAGCAACAGCAGCAACCACCACCACAGCCUGUUCCUCCAACUCAGAUACAGGCACCGCCCAUGCCUGGGCCUCCCCCUCUGGGACCACCUCCUGCCCCUCCCCUGAGGCCUCCAGGACCACCUACUGGUCUUCCUCCUGGCCCUCCACCAGGGGCUCCUCCAUUCCUGAGACCUCCAGGAUUGCCAGGUCUGCGUGGGCCUUUACCACGACUCUUACCACCAGGGCCUCCACCUGGCCGGCCCCCUGGCCCUCCACCAGGCCCACCUCCAGGACUGCCACCCGGCCCUCCCCCACGUGGACCUCCACCUCGUUUGCCACCUCCAGCACCACCAGGUAUCCCUCCUCCUCGUCCGGGCAUGUUGCGUCCACCUCUGGGGCCUCCACCAGGCCUUUUCCCACCGGCUCCCAUUCCAAACCCAGGGGUGCUGAGUGCCCCACCCAGUCUGAUCCAGCGCCCCAAAGCGGAUGACACCAGUGGAGCUACCAUUGAGAAGAAAGCCACAGCCACAAUCAGUGCCAAGCCGCAAAUUACCAACCCCAAAGCAGAGAUCACCCGCUUUGUACCCACUGCCCUGCGAGUGCGACGUGAGAAUAAGGGGGCUUCUGCUGUCUCCCAGAGAAAACAUGAUGAUGAGCCAGCUCUCCAAUUAACCAAAGCAACCCCUAAGGUUGGCUCCUCUGCCCCUGUCUCUGUGCAGACUAAGGAUGAUGUGUAUGAAGCCUUCAUGAAGGAAAUGGAGGGGCUACUGUGACGUACCCUCAUCCCGGUCAACCCUCCUACCUGCUCAGAUCAAAUCAGACUACUGUUUGGGGG